Messenger RNA from Aureobasidium melanogenum CBS 110374, 586 nucleotides. RefSeq lists its product as uncharacterized. The record is from RefSeq and is a predicted model, not a curated record. Lineage: Eukaryota; Fungi; Ascomycota; Dothideomycetes; Dothideales; Saccotheciaceae. The transcript has a single exon. The annotation marks the transcript as partial.
AUGCAGUUCUCUGUUUCCGCCAUUUUGAGCGGUCUUGCUGCCACCGCAGCUGCGCUUCCAACUGAGAUGGUCCUUCAGAAGAGAGGUACCAUCUCUGCCACUCCUCAUGUUGAGUACAGCUCCAGUAUUGGCGUCCUCGGAUGCAAGAUCAACACCAACAGAGUUGCAUACUGGCCCAUGAGCGUUAGCUGUGAUAACCUGUGUGUCAAAGUUAGCCAUCAAGGCCGUUCUCUCCACCUCCUCCGGGUCGACCAGUCUGGAGGUGCCUACGACAUGAGCUAUGAUGCAUGGAACACUCUUGUCACCGGCAAGAACGCUACCGUUGGCCCAACCAUGGGCGGUGGUGUCGACAUGGAGUACGAGAGCGUCGACAUGGACGAGUGCUCACACCUUCUUCACGAUUCUGACGGCAAGCUUGCAUUCUCCGCCGCCAACAGCAUGAAUUUCAUCGCUUCCUGCAUCAGCGAGCCCAACAGCUGGGUUGCCAAGAACUACGGUCUCUGGAACAUUUACAACUCCAUCUGUACCAACGGUGUUGAUGAGCAGUGCACUUUGGACUUGAGCGUCAGCAACCAGCCUUCAUGCG